AUGGCUGUGAAUCAUCAAGGAAUGGACAAAAAGGGUCUCGAUCCGAUUCAAAGAGAAGAGUGUGCAGGUGAUAGAGUGAUGGCAUUGAUGGCAUGCGAGACAGCCGUAUCACUGGCCCAAUUCCUCCUCAAGGAGUUGACAAUCAAUAUCAAAACUACUCGCAUAUGGUACUCUAUUGGCUCCAUAAACAUAAAGAUCGUCCUGCGAAGGCGUUCGUCGACAAUCGAGUCAAGCGGAUUCGUUGUACUCUAUUGGCUCCAUAAACAUAAAGAUCGUCCUGCGAAGGCGUUCGUCGACAAUCGAGUCAAGCGGAUUCGUUGUGCGAUUAACGAUUUCACUUCAAAGGACAUUUUCAUUAUGUAUCAUCGGAGUCCAAUCCAGCAGAAUGUGCAACCAGAAGACUCUCUUUACGAGAGAUUUCUGGCCACUUCUGGGACCCACUUAUGUAGGUCGUGUCCGAUGACAUGGCCUCACCCAACGAUGAACUUCAACAUCUUUCCUGGCUCAACUGCGGAAACCGAGGCCGAGUUGAAGUUUCUUCACUUUCUACAAUCAACGAUCAUCGUUCAGUGUUACCACUUUGAAGGAUUAAUAAUUUUGAUGAGUUACUACAUUGUAAAGAUCCUUAAGAAGCGCAUUUACGAUCGAGUUUCCUUGCAGAAUCAAGCUCGCUUGAAUUCAGCUUUAUUUCUUGUAGGAGUUACAUCUGUGCCCAAAAUUGAGACUCAGGACCGAGAGAGUGCUACUCAACUGCGUCUUAAUCCAAUCAAGACUAAGAAGACCUAUAAAGAUCUUAUCGGUAUCACCCGAGUAGUUAAAGCAUGGCGUCUACGGCAAAGAAUCCCAUCCUACUUGCGCCCGAUCAUGCGCUCACGGACGCUCACGGAGAAGAUCGUCGGGCAGUCCCAUCUAGCCCUUUCACACGCGGGAGUUGAGCAUCAUGUUAGCGUAUCACGCCGAAGACAUUUCAUACCACGCAUUCGCACUCCUGUUCGGUCAAUAGUUAGGCAAUGCGUACCCUGUCAACGGCAGCAAGCUUGCCUCUACAAUUAUUCAAACCCACCAAAUCUACCGUUCGAAAGAGUAACACGCAAACAAUGGAUCAUUUUUGUCGUCGUGGAAGAAGGACUACCUCCAGGCGUUGUCAGAACGCACCCAAAGCUUAGCAAAAGGCACGCAAGGAUCGCGUUCAUGGCCUAUUCUUUUGGAGGAGCAGUGCUUAUUGCGCAGGACAAUGUGUCCAGAACACCCUGGCCGCUAGUCAUUAUCACCAGGCUUAACAAGUCGCAAGAUGGAGUACUUAGGUCUUGGCAGGUCAAAACAGGUAAGAACACAUAUACAGAUCGCUCCAUCAAUCGACCUAUUCCGCUGGAACUCCACGUGCCAACAGCUGAAGAUCCGACAGACAAUAUCCAUCACAGAAAGCCCAGAACACGUUCCGUGUCACCAAUGCUCCCAACCAGGACUCAGCCUGUGAGCAGUCAAAAGGAGGCACUCGAGGCAAGUUCAAUUCAAUUCCUCUUUGGGUAA
Messenger RNA from Haemonchus placei, 1530 nucleotides. The record is from the annotation of a GenBank genome assembly. NCBI's taxonomy places the organism in Eukaryota, Metazoa, Nematoda, Chromadorea, Rhabditida, Trichostrongylidae.